This is a messenger RNA of Vanderwaltozyma polyspora DSM 70294, 834 nucleotides long. RefSeq names its product Rrt6p (gene RRT6). The record is from RefSeq and is a predicted model, not a curated record. NCBI's taxonomy places the organism in Eukaryota, Fungi, Ascomycota, Saccharomycetes, Saccharomycetales, Saccharomycetaceae. The transcript has a single exon. The coding region runs from base 1 to 834 and encodes 277 amino acids.
AUGAAACAUAGUUAUUUUAUAUUAGAUAUAACCAUACUUUUAGUGCUAUUAUGUUCUAUAAAGGCCAGCUGUGAAGAUGGACAAGACACUAGAAAUAUCAUCAAGAAGGGCUUAUCAUCCGGGAUACUGAACUUCAAAUUAUUGCCAUUUAAAAAGAGUAUAGAUUCAUUAACAAGUUAUCAAAUGGGAGAUCCGAUUGAUGACAGUAUAUUUUGUAUUGACUUUAAAAUUGAUGAUACAAGAAUAAGCCCAUCGGUGAUUCAUAUAAAGGUAACAGACCACUUGCCUUUCAAAUUUAGUAGGAGACUGUUUGAUGAAAAUUUAGAUUCAUACAGCUGUAAGCAGAAUUUGGAAAUGAUGAUUAGGGCAAAGAAGGAAAACAGUAUCAUAAGAUACUGUAAUAGUUUGCCAACUGGCAACAAUUUCAUUCAAUUUAAUUCACCAAAAACUGCAGAAUAUCAAAUUUGUUUCCGUAAUAUAAUUAGGGACUUCUCAUGGACCAGAAGGAACUUUGAGAAACUGAUAUCAAUAGAAAUAACUGACAGAUAUAAUUAUCUAAAUAGAAAUUAUAGAGAAUUAGAAGAAAAUGUUAUUCCUCGAACGAAAAAGGCAAUUACUCAAUCAAUUUCAGAUAUUUUUGAUAUAAAUACACAAUCAAGUGAAUAUAAUUUCCGACAUUUAUUAAAAUUAGAAGAAGAACGUCGAAAUUUGAACGAAUUGACAUAUACUGGUCUAUUAUUUAUUGUCAUUACAUUGAUUAUUUCAACCAUUUGUAUCAAUUCAUUAAUAGUUAUCUUAGUCUCAAGAAAUUCAAACUCUCCAAAAUAUGUAUAA